AUGUGCGGUAUUUUUGCUUAUCUUAAUUAUCUUGUAACCAAAGACAGAAAGACUAUCGUCGAUACUCUUGUGAGCGGAUUGGCUCGUCUUGAAUAUCGAGGUUAUGACUCUGCUGGUGUUUCUGUCGAUGGUGAUACCACCGAAGAAGUACUCAUUUAUAAACAAGUCGGAAAAGUAGCAGCCCUCAAAAAAUUAAUAUCCGAGCAAAAAUGCGACUUUGGCAAAGAAUUCGUUAGUCAUUGCGGUAUGGCUCAUACACGUUGGGCUACUCACGGUGAACCUUCCCCAACCAACUCUCAUCCCCAUCGCUCAGAUCCUAAUAACGAGUUCACAGUUGUACACAAUGGCAUCAUUACAAACUAUAAAGAACUCAAGACUGUUCUCGAAAAUAAAGGUUACAGGUUCGAAUCAGAAACAGACACUGAAGCUGUUGCAAAAUUAGCAAAAUAUUUGUAUGAUUCACAAAAAGAUAAUCAAACUUUGAGCUUCACCGCUCUUGUAAAAGGAGUUAUUAAGGAAUUAGAAGGUGCUUUUGCACUUAUUUUCAAAAGUAUUCAUUUCCCAAAUGAAAUUGUUGCCACUCGUCGAGGUUCCCCGUUAUUGGUCGGUGUCAAAACCGAAAAGAAAUUGAAAGUUGACUUUGUCGACGUAGAAUUUGGAGCAGAGGAAAAAGUUCCCGCUCCUGCAAAUCUUUUAGCUCCGCCUAGCGCCGAAGGUCAUCCAAAACUCCGACGUAGCCAAUCACGUGCUUUCCUUAGUGAAGACGGAUUACCGCAACCUAUUGAAUUUUUCCUUGCUUCUGAUCCUUCGGCAAUUGUUGAACAUACCAAACGUGUGCUCUAUCUUGAAGAUGAUGAUAUCGCUCAUAUUAGCGAUGGAGAAUUACAUAUUCAUCGUCUUCGACGAGAUGAUGGCAUGCCCUCUGUUCGCUCUAUUCAAACAUUGGAAAUUGAACUUGCCGAAAUUAUGAAAGGACGAUUCGAUCAUUUUAUGCAAAAAGAAAUUUACGAACAACCUGAGUCGGUUGUCAACACAAUGCGUGGUCGCGUCAAUUUUGAGUCACAUAAAGUUACUCUUGGAGGUUUGAAGGCUUACCUGGCUACUAUUCGUCGUUGUAGACGUAUUGUUUUCUGUGCAUGCGGAACGAGUUAUCAUUCUUGCGUUGCCACUCGUGCAAUUUUUGAGGAAUUGACUGAAAUCCCAGUCUCGGUUGAACUUGCUAGCGAUUUUUUGGAUAGGAAAACGCCAAUUUUCCGAGAUGAUGUCUGUGUAUUUGUAUCACAAUCUGGAGAAACUGCUGACACUAUUCUCGCUCUACGGUAUUGUCUUGAACGUGGUGCUCUAUGUCUCGGUAUUACCAAUACUGUGGGCUCAACCAUUUCACGUGAAACUCAUUGCGGUGUGCACAUUAAUGCUGGUCCCGAAAUUGGAGUUGCAUCAACAAAGGCGUAUACUUCACAAUUCAUUGCCUUGGUAAUGAUGGCUAUUCAAUUAAGUGAAGAUCGCUCAUCAAUGACUCAACGACGAAAUGAUAUAAUCGACGAACUUUACAAAUUAUCGGAUCACAUCAAAGCAGUACUUAACUCCGACAAAGAACUCCAACAACUCGCCAAAGAGGUUUUAUACAAAGAAAAAAGUUUAUUGAUUAUGGGUCGUGGAUUCCAGAAUGCCACUUGCCUUGAAGGUGCUUUGAAAAUCAAAGAGGUUUCAUAUAUGCAUUCAGAGGGAAUAUUAGCUGGUGAAUUGAAACACGGUCCAUUGGCUCUUAUCGACGAAAAUAUGCCUGUAAUUUUAAUUAUGACCAAAGAUUCUUUGUACCCGAAAGUACAAAGUGCCCUUCAACAAGUGACGGCUCGAAAGGGUCAACCAAUCAUUAUUUGCAACGACGAUGAUGAUGGCAUUUCAAAACAAUAUAAAACUAUUCGAAUUCCACAGACUGUUGACUGUCUGCAAGGUCUUCUUACAAUUAUCCCGUUGCAACUUCUUUCAUAUCACUUGGCUGUAUUGCACGGUGUCGAUGUCGAUUUCCCAAGAAAUUUGGCCAAAUCGGUAACGGUCGAAUAA
Messenger RNA from Ambispora gerdemannii, 2064 nucleotides. NCBI's taxonomy places the organism in Eukaryota, Fungi, Glomeromycota, Glomeromycetes, Archaeosporales, Ambisporaceae. The record is from the annotation of a GenBank genome assembly.